CUGGCCAGUUGUGUGUGGAUUCGGUCGCGGCUGGUCACGAUGACCGUGACUUUGAAAUAUAUCCUAGUGUGCGUUACUAUAAUCUGUGCAAAUGUCAACGCUGAUAAAUCCACAUAUAAAAUAUGCGUACCAAAGCAGUUUCUGAAAGCUUGCGAGGAGAUGUUGGAGGUCCCCACAAAGAGCAAGGUCUCUCUGGAAUGUGUUCCUGCCAGAGAUAGAGUACAAUGUCUAGGUUUUGUUCAGCAGCGUCAAGCGGACUUAGUGCCAACAGAUCCAGAAGAUAUGUACGUUGCGUCUAAAAUGCCCAACCAAGACUUCGUCGUCUUCCAGGAGUACAGGACUGAUGAGGAACCUGAUGCGGAAUUCAGAUAUGAAGCCGUCAUUGUUGUACACAAAGAUCUUCCGAUUAACAGCUUGGAUGAACUGAAAGGAUUGAAAUCGUGUCACACGGGAGUUAAUAGAAAUGUCGGUUACAAAAUUCCGCUUACGAUGUUAAUGAAGAGAGCAGUGUUCCCCAAGAUGAACGACCACAGCAUCUCACCGAAGGAGAACGAGCUAAAAGCACUAUCAACUUUCUUUACACAAUCCUGCAUUGUCGGACAAUGGUCACCUGAUCCUAAAACUAAUUCAGCUUGGAAGUCACAAUAUAAUCAACUGUGCGCGCUCUGCGAGCAUCCAGAGAAGUGCGAUUACCCCGACGUGUACAGCGGGUACACAGGCGCGCUGCGUUGCCUAGCUCACCAUGGUGGACAAGUCGCCUUUACUAAAGUCAUCUUCGUGCGCAAAUUCUUUGGACUUCCUGUUGGUACCACACCAGCUUCGGAAUCCCCUGAAAACCCUGAUGAGUUCGCGUAUCUAUGCGUGGAUGGAUCUAAAGUACCAAUCAGAGGAAAACCUUGUACCUGGGCAGCCAGACCUUGGCAGGGUUUGAUAGGACAUCAGGAUGUAUUGGCGAAGUUAUCACCUCUGAGAGAGAAGAUAAAACAAUUGGCUGAUGCUGGUACAAGCAGCAAACCUGAUUGGUUCCUCAAUGUAUUGGGACUAUCAGAGAAAAUCCACCACGUUGCCGACAAUAUCCCAAUCAAACCAGCUGACUAUCUUAAAAAGGCGAACUACACGGAAGUUAUUGAACGUGGUCACGGCCCUCCGGAACCCGUAGUCAGACUAUGUGUGACAACAUACUUAGCGUUGGAGAAGUGCCGUUUGAUGUCCGUGUUCGCAUUCAGCAGAGACAUUAGACCUAAAAUUGACUGCGUGCAAGAGGAAUCCGAAGAUGCUUGUCUUAAGAGUGUCCAAGACAACGGGUCCGACCUUGCUGCUGUAGACGACAUGAGAGUGGCUUCCGCGUCUAAGAAUUACAACUUGCAUCCCGUCUUCCACGAAGUAUACGGUGCAGCUAAGACACCCAACUAUGCCGUCGCUGUAGUCAGGAAAGACUCAAGUGUUAAUAAAAUUGAAGACCUGAGAGGAAAACGGUCAUGUCACAACUCUUUCGGUAGCUUCAGUGGUUUAGCUGCUCCGCUAUUCUACCUUAUCAAUAAGAAACUUAUCAACUCUGAUCAGUGCGUAAAGAACUUAGGAGAUUUCUUCUCAGGCGGCUCAUGUUUACCUGGUGUUGACAAACCAGAGAACAAUCCUAGAGGAGAAGACGUAUCAAACAUGAAGAAGCGAUGCUCAGGCGACGGUAGCGCCCUCCAGUGUUUGCAGAAUAACGGAGAUGUUGCAUUCGUUUCCAGUGCGGACUUAUCCAAAUUCGAUGCUUCACAAUACGAGUUGCUUUGCCUGAACCGUGAAUCAGGCGGCAGGGACACUUUUACAAACUUCGCGACAUGUAACGUCGCGAUGGCGCCGUCUCGCACUUGGCUUUCUGCUAAAGAUUUCCUCUCCGACGUAUCAAUAGCCCACGCACCACUCAGUUUGGCUGAAUUAUUGGAUACCAGGAGUGACUUAUUCAACAUCUAUGGAGAGUUCUACAAGAACAAUAACGUUCUGUUCAACAACGCCGCAAAGGGAUUGGUGACCACUGAAAAAAUGGACUUUGAAAAAUUCAAGUCGAUCCACGACGUUCUCAACACAUGUGGAGUCGCUUAAUAAAAAUAUUUAAAUACCUAUAUUUUGUAAUA
Messenger RNA from Papilio xuthus (Asian swallowtail), 2123 nucleotides. It is a transcript of the gene Tf, whose product is annotated as transferrin. Gene Ontology annotation, biological process: iron ion transport. Lineage: Eukaryota; Metazoa; Arthropoda; Insecta; Lepidoptera; Papilionidae. Gene Ontology annotation, cellular component: extracellular region; plasma membrane; recycling endosome. The record is from RefSeq and is a predicted model, not a curated record. The transcript has 15 exons. The coding region runs from base 40 to 2091 and encodes 683 amino acids.